AUGUCAAACAGUCAGCAGUAUCAAGCGACUCUGGUGGCAGCGAACCAGCCUGCCACCGAAGGCACACCCCUGCUGGCUGAACAGCCCGCGAAGAAGCCAUACUCGAUUUUUACACCUGGCCAGAAACGGCUCAUCAUCGUAACCGCCGCGCUUGCGUCCAGCUUCUCACCACUUUCCGCUAACAUCUACUAUCCAGCUCUGAACUCCAUUGCUGCAGACUUACAUGUCACUAGCUCGCAGAUUAACUUGACAAUCACAACAUACAUGCUAUGUCAAGGUCUCGCCCCGGCCUUUAUGGGAUCCUUCGCCGACCAAGCCGGCCGUCGACCAGCAUAUAUUCUUUGUUUUGCCGUCUAUAUCACAGGUAAUAUCGCGCUCGCCUUGCAGCACAGCUACCCGGCGCUGCUGAUCCUUCGCGCCAUCCAGAGCUGCGGUAGCAGCGGCACCGUCGCGCUCGCUUCUGCUGUGACUGCAGACGUGAUAACAUCCGCUGAGCGCGGUACAUAUAUGGGAAUUACGUCUCUAGGGAUCAUCCUUGCGCCGUCUGUUGGACCCCUGGUUGGGGGGAUCCUAAGUCAGCACCUGGGUUGGCAGGCCAUUUUCUGGUUUCUUGCAAUAACAUCUGGGGUAUUCUUUGCCCCCUCCUCAUCUUCUUCCCGGAAACAUGUCGCAAGAUCGUAG
Molecule: messenger RNA, 681 nt
Organism: Aspergillus luchuensis
Lineage: Eukaryota; Fungi; Ascomycota; Eurotiomycetes; Eurotiales; Aspergillaceae
Product: putative MFS efflux transporter
Exons: 2
Coding region: 1-681 (226 amino acids)
Biological process (GO): transmembrane transport
Molecular function (GO): transmembrane transporter activity
Source: RefSeq, a predicted model, not a curated record